Molecule: messenger RNA, 3061 nt
Organism: Schistocerca serialis cubense
Lineage: Eukaryota; Metazoa; Arthropoda; Insecta; Orthoptera; Acrididae
Product: discoidin domain-containing receptor 2-like
Exons: 19
Coding region: 431-3061 (876 amino acids)
Biological process (GO): protein phosphorylation; cell surface receptor protein tyrosine kinase signaling pathway; positive regulation of kinase activity
Cellular component (GO): signaling receptor complex
Molecular function (GO): protein tyrosine kinase collagen receptor activity; ATP binding; collagen binding
Source: RefSeq, a predicted model, not a curated record
GACGUGUCGGUGCCGAGCGGGCCCCACUUGUUAGCGCCCUGCGCCGCCGGUCGGGAGCACUCGCAGCGGGCAACAUGUGACUCGCGCCACUCGCCGGUAUCUGAACUCGACUUUCAGUUUCUGGCAGUGCGGCUAUUUAUCCGCUUUUACCAAAUAAAUUUUCAUUGCACACCUAGUAUUCGCCAUUUUUUUGCGUAUACUGCAUUGCCCUAAGGAAAUCUGAACGAUCCUUUACUGCAAGUGUUGAGUGAAGUACCGGUCGAUGCUCUGACGGCAUCGUCUCUCGAUUGUUUAAGCCAGAGGUGCAGAGAAAGAGACAGCACACCUGGACGAGAGGCGCUGUACUGGACUGUUGACACCACAGAACAAGAGAUGAGGCCGUGGGGGCGGGCGAGCGGCGGCCGCCUCCGCCUCCAGUAGCCGCGGCAGGAUGCGGCUGCUGCUGCUGCCGCCGCUGCUGCUGCUGCUGCUGCCGGGACCCGCGCAGCGCGCCUCCGCCAUCGACAGGUCGCAAUGCCUCGCGCCCCUGGGUAUGGAGUCCGGUGCCAUUGCAGACGAAGACAUAUCAGCGAGCUCCUCCUUUGACAGCGGCAACGUCGGACCGCAAAAUGGGAGGGUCCGCACGGAGCGUCACGGAGGCGCGUGGUGCCCCAAGCAGCAGGCGACGAUGGAGCCGAAGGAGUGGCUGGAGGUGGACCUGCGGCAGGUGCACCUGGUCACCGCCACCGAGACGCAGGGCCGCUUCGGCAACGGCGAGGGCCAGGAGUUCGCCGAGGCGUACAUGCUGGAGUAUUGGCGGCCCCGGCUCGGCAAGUGGAUCCGCUACCGCGACCACAGCGGUAAAGAGGUGCUGAAGGGCAACACCAACACAUACCUGGAGUCCAAGCAGGAGCUGGAGCCAGCGAUCUGGGCGAGCAGGGUGCGCUUCCUGCCCUACAGCUUCCACCGCAGGACCGUCUGCAUGAGGGUCGAGCUCUACGGCUGUCGUUGGACAGACGGCGUGGUGAGCUACUCGAUGCCGCAGGGCGACAAGCGCGGCGCCGGCUGGGAGUUCUUCGACGCGACGUACGACGGCCACUGGGACGGCGAGCUGCGCCGGGGGCUGGGGCAGCUGACGGACGGCCGCGUCGCGCCGGACACCUUCCGGGCCGGACACUACACGGCCGCCGACAGAGGCCAAGGAUGGGUCGGCUGGAGGAACGACACCCGCGGAGGGCAGCCCGUCGAGAUUAAGUUCGAGUUCGACAAGGUUCGUGAGUUCAACGCCGUGCACAUAUUUUGCAACAACCAGUUCACGCGGGAUGUGCAGGUGUUCUCGGAGGCGAACGUGCUGUUCAGCGUGGGCGGCAAGAUCUACGAAGGCGAGCCCAUCACCUUCACGUACAUGGAGGACCGCAUCUUCGAGAACUCGCGCAACAUCACCAUCAAGCUGCAUCAUCGUGUGGGCCGCUUCGUGAAACUCCGGCUGCACUUCGCCAACAGGUGGAUCAUGAUCAGCGAAGUUUCUUUUGACUCUGUGAUAGCGCACGGCAACUUCUCUGAGGAGGUGCUGCCCGCGCAAGACGCUCCGGCGCAAGACGUGUUCAUCGAGAGGGACCAACAGCACGCCGGGGGACGGCCUGUGUCGACGGCGACGGAGGAGGAGCACACGUACCUGGCGGUGAUCGUGGGCGUGCUGAUGGCCGUGGUGCUGCUGCUGGCGGCCGCCAUCUACGUGAUCGUGUCGCGCCACCGCCAGCGCAAGUGCUUCGCGUCGCCGCUGGCCGCCAAGGAGGCGGCUACGCUGGACCCGCUGCUCGUCGCCAGCGACUACCAGGAGCCCUACCACGCCGUCAAGUACGCGCCCUACUACAGCUACAGCUGCGUGCCCUUCGAUGUGGACGGCGUCAGCGAGAAGGGCUUCGCGUCGCACAGCGAGAGCGGCCCCGACUACGCCGUCCCGGACACGGGUCUCCGGCCGCCUCCCACGCCCCCGGCGAUCUCGCUGUCGGAUGACGUCGGCAGCAUCUUCUCCAGAGGCAGCAGGACCCUCUCCAGGGCCAAGAAGUCUCCUGACCGACCAGGAGCGUUGGCAGCCCUGCGACGGCGGCUGCAGCAAACGGCGCUGCCGGAGUUCCCCCGGCACAGGCUACGCAUGCUCUCCAGGCUGGCCGAUGGUGCCUUCGGCACGGUGUACGUGGCCGAGGCUGACGGAAUCCCAGAGUACGGCAGCUCGGCGACGCUUGGGAAGCGCCUGGUGGCCGUGAAGUUCCUGCCCACCGCCUCCACCGAACAGCAGAGACAAGACUUCCUGCGCGACGUGCGCAUCCUGGGCGCGCUGGAGGACGCGAACCUGGCGCGCGUGCUGGGGCUGAGCACGCGCGAGGAGCCGCUGGGCGUCGUGCUGGAGUACCUGGAGCACGGAGACCUCACGCAGUUCCUGCGCGCGCACCAGCUGGCCGGCGACGCCGCCCACUCCACGCACAACACGCUCAGCUUCAGCUGCCUGCUGUACAUGGCCUGCCAGAUAGCGUCUGGGAUGCGCUACCUGGAGACGCUGAACUUCGUUCACAGAGACCUCGCUACGCGGAACUGCCUGGUCGGUGAGGGCUACCACGUGAAGGUGUGCGACUUUGGCACCGACAACGAGCUGUACGCAGCUGACUAUUACAAGGUGGACGGAGCCAACGCGAUACCCGUGAGAUGGAUGGCCUGGGAGUCGGUUUGCCAGGGCCAGUACACGACCAAGAGCGACGUGUGGUCGUUCGGCGUGACGCUGUGGGAGGUGCUGACCCUGGCGCGCCGGCGGCCGCUGGAGCCGCUGUCGGACGCGCAGGUGCUGGAGGCGCUGGCGCGGCUGCAGCAGCGCGACGAGGCCGACGAGGCCGGAGGCUGCGGCGACGACGACGCGGACGUGGACGCGCCGCUGCCGCUGGGCGCGCCCGCCUGCUGCACCAAGGACGUGCUGCGCCUGCUGCACGAGUGCCGGCGCCGGCACGCCGCGCGCAGACCGGCCUUCCGCGAGAUCCACCUCUUCCUGCAGCGCAAGACGCUGGGCUACGCGCCCGGAAUCUUCUCCUGA